GAACCACUGCUCCGGCGUGAGAGUAUUCAAAGUCCCGCAAAGUCUCGCAAAGUCCAGGGGCCACCGCAGCGAAGAUGCCUGUCCGGAGGGGCCAUGUUGCUCCGCAGAACACCUUCCUGGACACCAUCAUCCGGAAAUUCGACAGUCAAUGUCGCAAGUUCGUCAUCGCCAAUGCAAGAGUGGAGAACUGCGCCAUCAUCUUUUGCAAUGAUGGGUUCUGCCACAUGUGUGGUUACUCGCGUGCUGAGAUCAUGCAAAAGCCAUGCACGUGUAACUUCCUGUACGGACCUGACACCAAGAGAUUGGCCAUCGCGCAGAUGGCACAAGCCCUGCUGGGAUCGGAGGAAAGGAAAGUGGAGAUCAACCUUUACCGCAAAGACGGUCAGUGCUUCCUGUGUAUGGUGGAUGUGGUGCCUGUGAAGAACGAAGAUGGCGUGGUGAUCAUGUUCAUCCUGAACUUUGAGGGCAUGAUUGAUGAAACACCAAUAGCCCGCAAACAGGAACUGAACCACCGCCUGCCCACCUGGCUUGUCACCGGACGUCCACGAGGCUUCAAACUGCGUCUCCCCAAUCUGCGCUCCUUGUCCAACAGUAAAGCGUCUUUGGACGACUCAGAGGCGGCUAAAAUCCCCACUGCUACACCCCUGCCGGUACUCUCAGACAACCACAGUCACGAGUCCUUAGGCCUGGGGGAGUACCUUCAUCUUCCUCCUUUGCCACUGAACCACCAGGACCAUAUCAGUGGAAGCAGGUCAGCUCUACAGAGUUGGCCAGAAGACCGUCAGGAAGACCAGCACACUUUACUGGGCCCUGACCGACCUUUAACCUCUCAUCCACCUCCACAAAGAUCCCACCUGGGUCCCCUUGCCCAGUCGUCACCCUGCGUAGCACCCCACCACCGCCUCAGCUUAAACCAGGACGCCUUAGGCUCCAAUUGCUCUCUAACUCACAGCCGUUCGCGGGACAGCUUCCACAGUAUGCGUCGCGCAUCCUCCGUAGACGAGAUCGAGGCCAUGAGGCCGGACUGGGACAGAAAGAAACGCCAAGCCAGUAUCCGGCCGGGUAGCACUGGUGCGGUAAACAGUAAGGCGAACAUUUUGAACUCCACGUCGGACUCGGACCUCAUGCGUUACCGCGCCAUAUCCAAAAUCCCGCAUAUCACCCUCAACUUUGUGGAUUUCAAAGCUGACCCACUCAUCGCCCUGCCCUCCGGGGAGAUGGACAUCAUAGCUCCCUGCAAACUCAUCGACCGGACGCACCACGUCACAGAGAAAGUCACACAGGUGCUGUCUCUGGGUGCAGAUGUGUUGCCCGAGUACAAGCUCCAGGCGCCUCGCAUCCACAAGUGGACGGUGUUGCACUACAGCCCGUUCAAGGCAGUGUGGGAUUGGCUCAUCCUGCUGCUGGUCAUCUAUACCGCCAUCCUGACGCCCUACUCAGCCGCAUUCCUCCUCAACGACCAGGAAGAGGCAGCCAUACAGAGCUGUGGUUACUCCUGCUCUCCCCUGACUGUGGUGGAUCUCAUGGUGGAUAUCAUGUUCAUUAUUGACAUCCUCAUCAACUUCAGGACAACAUAUGUGAACAUCAAUGAUGAGGUGGUGAGCCACCCGGUGCGUAUCGCCGUCCACUACUUUAAGGGCUGGUUCCUCAUCGACAUGGUGGCUGCUAUUCCCUUUGACCUGCUCAUCUACCGCAACGGAGAGGAGACCACCACUCUAAUUGGUCUACUAAAAACCGCCCGACUCCUGCGAUUGGUGCGCGUGGCCAGGAAGUUGGACCGCUACUCGGAGUACGGCGCGGCUGUGCUCUUCCUCCUCAUGUGCACCUUCGCCCUCAUCGCUCACUGGCUGGCCUGCAUCUGGUAUGCCAUUGGUAGUGUAGAGAGGAAUGGUUCUAUUGGAUGGCUCCACACGCUGGGGGAUCAGUUGGGGAAACCGUUCAACAGCUCCAUCCUAGGGUCAGGACCCUCUAUCAAAGACAAGUACGUCACAGCUCUGUACUUCACCUUCAGCAGUCUGACCAGUGUGGGGUUUGGAAAUGUGUCCCCAAACACCAACUCGGAGAAGAUCUUCUCCAUCUGUGUGAUGCUCAUAGGAUCCCUGAUGUACGCCAGCAUCUUUGGGAAUGUAUCCGCCAUCAUCCAGCGGCUGUACUCAGGGACGGCCCGCUACCACACCCAGAUGCUGCGGGUCAGGGAGUUCAUCCGCUUCCACCAGAUCCCCAACCCGCUCCGGCAGAGGCUGGAGGAGUACUUCCAGCACGCCUGGUCCUACACCAACGGCAUCGACAUGAAUGCUGUGCUGAAAGGUUUCCCCGAGUGUCUCCAGGCGGAUAUUUGCCUCCAUCUGAACCGAACGCUGCUGCAGAACUGUAAAGCUUUUAAAGGCUCCACCAAGGGCUGCCUCAGGGCGCUGGCCAUGAAGUUCAAGACCACCCACGCACCCCCGGGUGACACACUGGUCCACGCCGGGGACGUCCUUACUGCCCUCUACUUCAUAUCCAGGGGAUCCAUAGAGAUACUGAGAGGGGACGUGGUGGUAGCAAUCUUAGGGAAGAACGAUAUCUUCGGCGAGCCAAUCAACCUGUAUUCCCGACCCGGUAAAUCCAACGCUGAUGUGCGGGCUCUGACCUACUGCGACCUCCAUAAAAUCUUCAGGGAAGAUGUCCAAGAGGUGCUGGACAUGUACCCUGAGUUCGCAGACAACUUCUGGAACAACUUGGAAAUCACCUUCAACCUCAGAGAUACCAACAUGAUCCCAGGCUCUCCGAGCAGUGAUGACUCCAACGGUGGGGGAUUCAACAAACUACGCAGACGCAAACUAUCAUUUCGAAGACGUACAGAAAAAGAUGAAGCAGAUGCUGGAGAAAGUAAAAAGUCCCAUAAGACUAUAAGACGAAGACAGAGGGACUCAACCAAAAAUAAAAAACAGGAAGAGGGACCCAAGCGACAAUGGCAGGCACAUCGAAGCUCAGUGUCCUCACACUCCAGUGGUGAUGAGGGGGAAGAGACAAAUACGAACAGACUUGCCCCACCGCCGGUAAUGAUGGAGAAUCUUCAGGCUCAGACCAUGCCCCAGAACUUCAACGAGAACACAGAGGGUGAUGGAGACCCCAAGACAGGGAACACCUGCAACGCCCUGUCAGGUGCCUUCUCAGGUGUGUCCCACAUCUUUAGUUUCUGGGGGGAGAGUCGGGGGGGUGGGCAGUACCAGGAGGUUCCCAGCUGCAGCCUGGCCUCCCCCCCGAACCUCAACACGCCGCUGCACAGCCUGAACCGACAGCAACGCAACCAGCUGGACACACGCCUGGACAUGCUGCAGAAACAGCUCAACAGGUUGGAAAGUCGCAUGUCAACAGACAUAGGAGCGAUCAUGCAGCUGCUGCAGAGACAGAUGGCCCUGGUUCCUCCCGCCUACAGCGCCAUCUCAUCACCACCUCAGGUCUCCCCCUGCCCAGGCCCAGGCCCCGGCCCAUCACCCUGUCCAGGAGAGAGGCUGGUCGAGCCUGCUACCCCUCUAGAGACAGACACAUUGGCCUCCUUUUCACAGGUCUUGGAUUCCCAGGACUUUGAAGGGUAUCCGGGCAGGGAUGUUUCCUCCCUGCAGCCCCAGGACCCCCCACUCAUCACUGAGCAGGGCCCCUCCGGACUGGGCAGCAUUGAGCUGGGACUGGGCCCUGGUGCUGGAGGCUGCUCUGAGCCAGCUCUAGGUUCAGGUUUGAGGAUAGAUAUAGAGAGUGGGUCAGCUGCGGGGUCCAGCUUAGACUUCAGUUUAGGGGUGUGUUUGGGGGCCGGAGUCGGGCCGGCAGCUGGAACACAGGUAUCAUCCCUAGAUUCUGAAACCCAAAGGAGGCUGUCCCUCCAGGAAUCACAGACACCUCUGGACUCACGGACACCACAGAGACACGGCUCUGACCCAGGGGGGAGCUAAGGAAGAGAAUGAGUGAUGUUCUAUCCUGCCGUCCCUCCUGAUUCAACUGUCGACACUUUGGAGAUGAAGAGGCACCUACUGUACGACCACCAAAACCCAGCUACUGUAUCUUCAACACUGAUAUUCCACCUCUGACCUUUCACUCAGAGAGAGUGAACCAGGCGGAGGGGAAGGGCUGAGGCUUCCUAUGUCUCUCUCUUCCACAGGUCCCCCUCACCCUUUGUUCUGAACUCCAUUACGGUACAACCUUUAACCAAAACCACAAACAGAGCAGAGAGGAGCUCUGCCUCUUAACGAACACAGUCAAACCAGACUGAAUCGGACCUCUGCUGAAGGACGACACUUCACACAAACACACAAGUGACUGCUAUCCUGUAGAUCAGAUCCUGUAGAAGAAUCCCUUUACUGCUGUGUCCUAUGUUGGAUGACUGACGAGAACAAGACAUCAACGGACAGAAUAACGAUGAAACAAGUAGCCAUUUACGUCUUGCACUGAAAAUCCUAUUGAUAUUAUUCUACUCUAUAUGUCCGCGGCGCUUCCGAUAAACUCACAAACUGGUUGUUAUAUUGUAGUGUUAGCUGGCCUAACAGGAAACCUGCUGUCCCGUUCUGUCAUUGGUUCCUCACCCCCUGAUGUCCUGCCCCAGGAGGCGGAGCGAACGCUUCCCUCUUCCCAAGAGCGCACUGGAUUGGCUGGUUUGCACCUCAGGGGUGGGAACUGAAGGGUUAAAAGCCAUGAAUCUUCUCGAUGAACAUAUCAGCUGCCCUACCAUAAACAUUGUACAGAGUGAAGAACAUAUGGCAUGCUUAGGCCGCCUCACUACCAGGUAAACUGGCAAACUUAGAAGUUUACCAUGAGGACAAAAACAGCUAACUGUUAAUAUUUAAACAAGCAAAACUCUAAUUUAACUCAAUGAGUUGUGACCUUUUUGUGAAACAGACAACUUAUGAUGAUAUGAACACAUACUACUGGCCGGCUUUCAUUUCUUAACAUCAAAGCACAUGCAUACAGAAAAAAAACGGUGAUUGUAGUGUAUCCUAGUUGAAUUUGCUACCUCAGAUUUCAUUAGUCCUUUUUUUUUUUUUCACCUAAUCAAGCACCCUGAUUGCUUUCACCUUGUACAUAGUCUGUCAUGUGAUGCGUACGUAUACAAUAUAUAAGUUUGCCAGUUUACAAUGACCAGCCGAAUGCGCCACUAUUCUAUGUACAGUACAAUAUGCAAACACUGGCAAAGAAGUGAGUGUGCUUUAAUCUUAUUAUGCGUGUGAGUAGUUCAGGUCUGAACCUUUUUUUUUUUUUUUAAGUGUUACAUGUUGGUCCUCGUUUGCAGAGCAUGGCGUUUGCUUCGACACACUGUAGAGGUUCACUGGAUCUUAACGUCUCUAGGACACGUUUGUGUUUUGUUUUAGUGGCCGGUUUAAACAGUCAAAUGACAGAUUGAGUGUAUGUGAUUUAAAUUGAGAGACAGCACAAAAAAGCAUCCAAGAAAUGUCACCAUACAGUGGUGCAAGGAUGACGUAUUUUUGUAGGCCGACCCGGAAGUAAGCUGUGCAUGUCUUCCGUCGACAAAGAAGUAAUGCGAUUUCUCCUUUGGAUUUUGGAAUAUUGUAAAAAAUCAGAUCUGUGGAAGACGAACCUGUUUCAUAAAUGCACGUUUUGUUCAGCCGGAUAAUCUCCACAUGUCUAUCCUACUUUUAUCAAUUUCUAAUCGCCAGAAGCAAAAUGCUAACAUCUCUAGAACAAAACGUGAUCCGUCUCUUACUCUUAUUUGUGUCAACCACAGACCUUAUUUCGAGCUAUUUUCCUAAAUCCCAUUGACUCUGAGAGGAGGGAACUGGAAGUGGUAAAAUGUUAACUCACUUCUUGGUUUUAGGACUUGUUCCUGCACCACUCCACCAGUCCACCAACACACUAAGCUUCUAUACAGUUUGGCAAACUGGCUUUUAGAUGCACCAAUCUUAAAGAGCCUAGCAAAAUGAUAUUGUUUUAGGAAUUGGUUUACCUCAGGGCUGACAAAAAUGCACGUUAUAAUAAGAGCAGGUGCAUUAAAAACCCCUAGAGUUAAAAUGUCUGCAAUAUCUUCCACUUGAAUCGAUAUUUUUAAGUUUGAAGUUGUCAAGCUGACAGUCAAUCAAAGCCCAUGACAUCUUCAAAUCGUCUUCCCUGAUACAAAAUGAUCCGUAUACACUCCCACACACUGAAAAGCUGAGGGACCUCCGACUGAAGUGCAAUAGUCCUUUAAACAGUUAAGACCUGUAGCAGCUUAACUGCGUCCGUUUAGCACUUUAUUUCUUACACAGUGCAGAUGUUUAUAAAGACUCAGGAACUGGUCGUCGAAGGUUAAUUUUGUGUUGUUUCAGAUUUCAAAAAAACAACCAAUCAGGCGAAAGGAAGGACAUGGUAACUCUCUAACCUUAACUCGGGUGGAGUUUCCCUUUAAUGAAGAAUUGUGAAGAUUGUACUGCUGCUUGCUGGUCUGAGCUAUUGUAUUUAUUUAUUGUUGAAGGAUUUGUGUUUUGAUUGCCUGUGUUUUAUCAUUUUGUCUUGGCUUGAUGAGCAGCAAGUGAAAGCUUUGUGUCCCCCCCAUGCGCUUCUUAAUAAUAAUCUGAAAUGAAGAAGCAUUAUUCACUAUUUAUAAAGUGCUUGAUACACAUGAUUGUCAUAAUAACUUUUAAUAACUCUAAGCUGAUCAAUUUGCAAUUGCACACAAAGCCACAUUCAAUACACAUGGCCUGCUUUACCUGUCCCUCUGUAGUAGUAUCCAGCAUCUCUCCUGCGAACUGAUUGGACCGUGUGGCUGCAGUUGAUGUCACACUCUGUUAAAGGUGCACUUUAGUAUCGAACCAAAGCAAGAGAAUGCUGUAACAAAUAAUCCUUGGGGAUUUUAUAAACGUGUGAAUUGAUUGAUCUGUGAUUUUAAAUUUCAACCCAGGACAUUCUUCAAAGUGACUUAAAAUCAUUUUUGGGGUGUAAUUAGAUUGUUUUUUGAAACCUAGAGCACUAUUGUGAAGAUCAGGUUGGUUUGUACACUGUAAAAAGAGAUGAUUGCUACUUUCAGAUCAAUUGUGAUCAAAAUAUCACUGUUGGUGUAAAGUUUCUAGGACCCCCUUUUAAGCAUUCUGUGAAAAAGUCCUUGUUACUACUGAAGCCUCUCUGCUUGUUGUGUUUACUUUGCUGACACACUCAUUAUGUUUUCAACAGAAGUCCCUCCCUGUGGUCACCAAGAACAAGGACCUAUCACACAUCAAUCUAAAAAUGUCCAGAAAAUAUCCGGUUCUUUCCCAGUGAAUAUUUAGUGUCAUUCUACAGUCCAGUGCUGAGGUAGGGAUUUUCAGAAGCGGGCUCUCCUCGCCAACACACAUUCUGUAGCGAGAGUUUUGUUACUGUUCAAUAACAGUCACCUAGUGGCCUGAACUGUGUCUUUACAUUCAGAUCGAUGACCUCACAACUAGAAUGUGCUUAGUGUCGACUCUCCUUCCUUGUAUGUAGACUUUAGUGGAAUACUCAAUGCUACAGAAUACAUUUAUGUAAUGCAUAAUGCAUAAUAUAACAGUCUGGGGUGCACUUUGAAAAUAAAAUCGUCUUUACAGGACUGGGUAAUGUUUGUGGGCUGGGGGAGGGGUUUAAUAGGGAGGAUAGUUUUCCCUUUGCAUUUGAACACACACAAACAUAAAAACCCAGCAUACACACACACACACACACACACACACACCUUCCUUAUUGGCUCAUCCAAAAUGCCGAGCUUUUUAUCAGCCCAAUUCAACUUUCUAUGAGUUCCGACAGACUUGAGUCGUGUAUUUGUAGAUAUUUUGAGCACCUGGGGAGGAUGGGUUUUGGUAACGUUUACUCAACACUGGAACUGCUCCGUCACUCCUUGCCUGUACAUACCUUCUUCUACUUGUAAAGGAAUCAAGCUCUUUGGCACUCGUAUAGCCAGCACUAUGCAGAAACUGAAAAAUGUCUUUGGCAUGCUUUGAAAUGCAAAAUAAUAUAGAGGAAAAAUAUACUAAAUAAAUAAAGUCUGCUCUAAUUUCUUAUUAAAAUAUCACCUUAUUAGGGGGAAAAAGAAGUGGAUAAAGCUCUCCACGGUAAAAAUGGAUAUGACAAUGAGGGUUAUUAAAUGUGAUUAGGACAAUGAUGCUAAAUACUUUUAAUAUCGGGCACAUUUUUACUUGCAUGCUGCACUGAGAACCAUCAAGCAAUGCGAAGGUUUGAUGUGCAAAGCAGCUGAUUUUUUGCUGUAUGCUUGCAAACUGUGUAGAGUGAGACACUGAAUUCUUCCAGGUUAUGGGAGAGUCAUAUUUAUAUAUAUAUAUAUAUAUAUACAUACAACUUUCAGGUAAUGGAAAAGAUGGUUACUGAAUAGCUGCAAAUAUAGUGAUACUAGAUGAUACAAUAUGCUAUCGUAUAUUUGUGUCUUUGAUUGCAAACCCUUGUAAUGGAGUGAUGCAUGUGAGGCUGUCCUGGGCAGAACUGUUUCCCACAUAUCUUGGGGCACUUGAUUUCCCCCGUUUCCACUCUUGAAUGAAAUCAAGUGAAUUAAAAAACAGCUUCUGCCCAUCCGAGACAGGCUACACUCUGAAGACUGACUAUUAUUAACACAUCUGAGUGCAGUUUUUGACCACAUCUUACUUUCUUUCUGUGCAUGGGGGGUUAAAAUAUGUUGGUAAAAGCAUAUAUCUAACACAUUUUGCUGAAAAGGACUGAGUUAUGUUGCUUAAAAACUCUCAAAUGUUUUGAAAAUGGUUAAUCAUUUCGAUGAUGUGUACUUUAUUGCAGUCCCUGGAAUAUUACCUGUAGGUUUUAGUACUGGGCUGUACAAUGCAGUGCUUUAUUCAUAUCAAAUGUUAAAGAGAGUUGGAUGGGGAAAUGGUGAAGCUCUAGGUUCUGAUUGUGAUAGCAUUAUCAACGGUUGAACUUUAUAAAAUUUCAAUAAUA
Messenger RNA from Eleginops maclovinus (Patagonian blennie), 8868 nucleotides. It is a transcript of the gene kcnh2b, whose product is annotated as potassium voltage-gated channel, subfamily H (eag-related), member 2b. Gene Ontology annotation, molecular function: inward rectifier potassium channel activity. Gene Ontology annotation, biological process: regulation of heart rate by cardiac conduction; regulation of ventricular cardiac muscle cell membrane repolarization; potassium ion transmembrane transport. Gene Ontology annotation, cellular component: plasma membrane. The transcript is spliced from 22 exons. The coding region runs from base 75 to 3929 and encodes 1284 amino acids. The record is from RefSeq and is a predicted model, not a curated record. NCBI's taxonomy places the organism in Eukaryota, Metazoa, Chordata, Actinopteri, Perciformes, Eleginopidae.